AUGCCUCUGGAUCUCUUCGAACUACUCUUGAAGAGUGAUGAACUUAAUAGUAAAAAUUACAUUUUGGAACAUGUUUCCGAUUCGUUGGCACUGCGUUCAGCACUUUGGUGUCUAUAUGGACGCUACGAAAUGUCUGCUAUGUAUGCGCAGUUGCUGCUCAACUUAAAGAAAACCUGGGUAUUUGGUGAUGUGAGUAAUUCGGAGAGUGUCUGUAAGGUUCUAUCAAGCCUGGCACUUUGGUUGAACAUACAAGGAGAACACCACUUAAGUGCUGUGGUGUUGCAUAAUGCGCGCAAACGUUUUCCACGCUAUCCGCACGCAGCUCAAUGGAUGAUUAGUGAAUGCCAUAUAAAAAUACAGCAAUGCAUCUAUCGUUGUCGUUGGCAGGAAGCACUAAAAGCUUGCUGUCAACUUUAUUUGCUGGACAAAAAUGACGGCAAUCUGCAGCGCGCCACUGUAUUGGUGGCAAAACGUUAUUUUAAUGUGGCACGCCGCCUACUGCACAAACUGCUGGAAACGAGUAAUUUGGACAUUUUAACAAACGUACGUGUGCUGGUCCUGAAGGCCAUCUCAGUGGAUUGCAUGUCAUCACAAACUAUAGAACUGCUUAUGCGUGCCUCGGUGUUAGCUGCCUCGGCGUAUCUGGAGUAUGAACAUGCAAUGGUUGAUAUGGUGCUAGCGCAAGUGCUGCUUAGAAUGGGUUUGAUACAGAAAGCUUUCCAAGCAAUUAAGAAUUGCAUGGAAAUCAUCUGUAUUAAUGGCGGCAUCUAUGAUCGCGCCAAGACUGAUUUUAUAUUUGUUAAGUGCUUGGUGGCAGCAGCAGAUAGCAAGGGUAUGAAGAUUAUAGGUCUUCUGAAAUCCAUACCGAUGUUGGAGAACGCAAUUGAACAGUUUAAGAAACUGGAGGCACAUGCAAAAGUUUUGGAUAUUUACGUGUAUCUCGCCAAGACCUUUGACGAAUUGAAGGAGAGAGAGGAACGAAAUAAGUAUGCUUGUAAGUUCAAGCAAUAUUUCAAGUCGCAUCCGGUUGCGAGGGAAUAUCUUGGCAUGAUAUUUUGAAUAAAAACAAAUAUUUUAAU
Molecule: messenger RNA, 1079 nt
Organism: Teleopsis dalmanni
Lineage: Eukaryota; Metazoa; Arthropoda; Insecta; Diptera; Diopsidae
Exons: 1
Coding region: 1-1059 (352 amino acids)
Biological process (GO): positive regulation of mitotic metaphase/anaphase transition; protein K11-linked ubiquitination; anaphase-promoting complex-dependent catabolic process
Cellular component (GO): anaphase-promoting complex
Molecular function (GO): protein binding
Source: RefSeq, a predicted model, not a curated record